Molecule: messenger RNA, 1996 nt
Organism: Rosa chinensis
Lineage: Eukaryota; Viridiplantae; Streptophyta; Magnoliopsida; Rosales; Rosaceae
Product: protein NRT1/ PTR FAMILY 5.4
Exons: 5
Coding region: 151-1836 (561 amino acids)
Biological process (GO): oligopeptide transport; transmembrane transport
Cellular component (GO): membrane
Molecular function (GO): transmembrane transporter activity
Source: RefSeq, a predicted model, not a curated record
UACCUAAUAAUCUUUCCAAAUAAAACUCUUGAAAGUUACUAUACUUUCAACUCAGAUAAUUGAAUGCCCAAAAGUGAAGAGGGCAAGCACUAGCUAAAACCAUUGCAUUAAAACCAACACCCAAUUCCUUAACCAGUAUAUUAAAGUUUUAUGGACAGCUUUCACUCUCCAAAGGGCCAUCUUCAAGAUGAAGAUGUUGAGAAGAACAUCAGCAGCCAAAAAAAAUCUUCCAGAGGUGGCUGGAGUGCUGCCAUCUUCAUCAUCUUUGUUGAAAUGGCAGAGAGAUUUUCUUUCUUUGGCUUGGCUGGUAACCUCAUCACCUACCUCACAAAUGAACUCCAUGAACCAAUCCCAACAGCUGCCAAAAACGUCAACACUUGGAUUGGUGUCUCAUCUCUCCUCCCUAUUCUCGGAGCCUUUAUCGCUGAUUCCUAUCUCGGCAGAUUCAACACCAUCCUUGUCUCCUCCAUCAUAUACUGCAUGGCAAUGAGUUUGUUAACCGUAACGGUUUCAGCUAUUCCACUGCAUCUGCGGAAAUUAAUGUUCUUUGUGGCGCUUUACCUACUGUCACUAGGGCUAUCAGGGCAUAAACCAUGUGUGCAGACGUUCGCGGCCGACCAGUUUUCUGAGGAUUCGGCGGAGGAGAGAAAGGCGAAGAGCUCCUUCUUUAACUGGUGGUACUUGGGAAUUGUAGUUGGUGGCUCUUCUGCCGUUUUGGUAGUUAUAUAUAUCCAGGACAAUGUAAGCUGGGCGGCAGGGUUUGGAAUACUCACGGGCUCCAUGGUGGUGGCAUUGAUUCUCUUUCUGCUCGGAAUCAAGAAAUACCGAAGGCAAGGACCCUUGGGCAGUCCCUUCACCAAGGUGGCCCAGGUAUUUGUCGCCGCCCUCAGGAAGCAGCACAUGGAGGUCACAACAGGUCAAGAUUUAGAUGAGUAUUGUCAGCAACAGCCACAUACUACGUUGGUCCAUACCAACCAAUUCAGAUUUUUGGACAAGGCAAUGGUGAUUGACCACCAGGAUGCAUCAAGCGAGACCACAAAUCCUUGGAGAUUAUGUUCACUAAAUCAAGUGGAACAAGUGAAGCUCCUCCUGCGCCUCAUUCCCAUAUGGAUGUGCUGCUUAAUGUUUGCAGUAGUCCAAUCCUUUGUUCAGACCUUCUUCACCAAGCAAGGAAGCACAAUGAUCCGAUCAAUCGGAUCAAUUCAACUUCCCCAGGCUUCACUCCAAAUCUUUGUUGGCCUCACCAUUGUUGUUGCCAUUCCAAUCUAUGACUGUGUUUUUGUCCCCAUUGCUCGAAAAUUCACAGGACAUUCAUCAGGAAUUACCAUCCUACAAAGAAUCGGCACUGGCCUAUUAAUCUCCAUCAUGAGCAUGGUUGUUGCAGCUGUGGUAGAGGCCAAAAGGGUAAAGAUUGUAAGAGAUCACAACCUCCUGGACAAUCCGAAAGCAAUAGUACCAAUGAGAGUUUGGUGGUUAAUUCCUCAGUACAUGAUAUGUGGUUUGUCUGAUGCAUUUGCAUUUGUUGGAAUGCAAGAGUUGUUCUAUGAUCAAAUGCCAGAGGCAAUGAGAAGCUUGGGAGCAGCAUUUUACCUCAGUGUUGUUGGGGUUGGAUUCUUCUUAAGCAAUGGGAUAAUAACUUUGGUGCAAGCAAUCAGCUCAAAGGGUGGUGAAAAAUGGAUUACUAACAAUAUCAAUCGAUCUCACCUGGAUUACUUUUAUUCGGUAAUCGCAGGACUGAGCGCGUUGAAUUUCUGCUUGUACGUUUGGACUGCUAAAGGAUUUCUAUACAAGAGAAUCGAAGCCAAAGAAUGCAAUAAGGAGAUAGAACUGAACUGAUAUGUAUGAUCAAGAGCUGAUCAAGGCUACCAGUACGUACAUUAAUUAGUCUAAUAAAGACUUCUUUGUACACUAUUGUAAGCUAAACUCGGUACCAGACAAAAGAAAUGAAGGUCUUACUAAUUUUAUGCAUUAAUAUUAGUAAGACCUGCUUAACCCU